AGCACCCUUCCGCUCCGCACCGCUCUUGGCCGCUUUGACCCCGUUGGCCCGUUGUUUUGUGUUGUCGGCGGUCAGCUGUAUUUCUGGACUAAAAAUAACGUCGCAUUUUGUUCACCAGUUCAACUCGCACUGCGACUACUGACUGACCGAACAUGGCCAGCCAAGCAUGCUACGUGCAUUCACCGAGCCUACAUCGAACCUUCAUUAGGAUGCGCUGCACAUCCUAAGCCUCGACACCAGCCACUGGAGGAGCCGGCACACGCGGCGACGCGAGCUGCGACCACCAAGACCUCGCCAGGACGGAGUGCGUACAUGAUCCUAUGCGGCUUGCUGCCAAUUUUGAACAAAGUACGAAGAUAGGGGGGCUGCAAUGGCGGAGGUAGCAGUCGCCGCUGUGGCCUCGUGUUCGGCCAGCCUGAUCACACAUCCCAUCGAGGUAGCCAAGAUCCGCAUCCAGCUGCAAGGAGAACUGCAGCCGCCAAUCAAAGACAAGUCGGGGCGGAUGCGGCCGGUGUACCGUAACGUGCCCCAGGCGCUGUACACGGUCGCCCGCCACGAUGGCAUCCUCGCCAUCUACCGCGGCCUGCUGCCGGGCUUGGGGUACCAGCUGCUGGCAAAUGGGCUGCGGCUGGGCAUGUUCCAGACCAUCGAAGACUUCGGCUUCACGCUGGACGAAAACCUCGAGCCCAGCAUCCGCCUGAGUGCUAUCUCCGGCGGAAUAGCCGGUGCCGUUGGGGCGUUUGCCGGCUCGCCGCUUUUUCUUCUGAAGACACACAUGCAGGUGCACUGUGCCACAGCGUCCAUCGCUGUCGGUUACCAGCAUGGCUUCAGGACUGCGAGAGCGGCCUUCAUGCACAUCUACCGGACGCAGGGCCUGUGGAACGGCCUAUGGCGCGCCACCUCGGCCAACAUACUGCGCAUCUCCACGGGAUCGGCGCUGCAGCUGUCCACUUUCAUCGGCUUCAAGACGCUGCUCAACACGGCCACCGAGGGUCGCGAGCGCUACUUCUUCAUCAACACGGUGCUGGCGGCGCUCAUCUCGGGCCUUGUGUCGGCGCCUUUCAUCGCUACCGUCGACGUGCUCCGGGCACGCAUGUACGCGCAGCCGUCGAACGCGCGAGGCGAAGGCCUCUACUAUCGUAGUAUAUGGGACUGCGUGCGCAAGAUCAAGCGUACCGAGGGCCUGCGCGGUCUUGCCAAGGGAAUCGGUGGUGCUUUCCUCUACACGCUCACCACCUCGUCCAUUACACUCAUCUCGUGGGACGAGCUCAAGAACGCCCGCAGGGAACGCCGCCACUCGAGGGACUACUACAUCGACUUCGGGUACCAGUGAUGCCCGACGUUGUUUCUAGCCAAUGGUAUAUGUCCCAGUUACCUGCAUACGUUCACAUGUUACCCCAUAUCCGAUUAUGGUGGAGGACCACUUAUACCGUGGCAAUUUCGCACGGAAGUGCGGCGCCUCCUGUGGCACCAAAGGUUUCCCCAAAACAGGCGUCAGAAACAGCAAUGAUCAAAAGGCUCUUCUUGAACACAUGCACACCUUGUUUCAGCUCAGGGUAGAGGGAAAGAAGUACGAGACAUUGCACGCGUGUUUUGUCAACGCUUUCGCGGGUACGAGUUAUGAAGAUCUAUUGCCAUCGACAGGCCAAGAUUGCAAACUCCUCCCACGAAGGCGCCUUGGGCCUGAUACCGGGAUCCCCGAACAUGGUUCCCUCAGUAUGGCACGUAGGCAUAGGCAGGAGACGCCUCAGAGGCCCAGCAACAAAGGGGAACGAUGCGACAAUGCACCGUGCGCAUGAACACCUAAUGCCGGCAGGUGUUUGGGACAGCUUAUAUGCAUAAACAUAUUCACACCAAACUUUGCAAAAGAAUGAGGAACGAUGCAUGUGACGCCGCCUAUCCUUGACAAAACUUCCUCGCGAAUAGCUUAGAAGGUGCGCUACAAAAGUUGGAACUAAUCAUUUUACAUGCAGAUUGUAUCGACGAACAUCAUCCUCACUCUGGUGGAUUUUGGCCAAAGCGAAAGUGGGAAUUUCAGUAACAACGAGAAGGUAGGAAAAGAAAAUACAGGCGAGAUGAUCUGCCGGCUUAUGAUGGCACGUUCUCCUGAAGGAACAGUUUGGCAAACUUAGUUGUCUAUGUGUGUUUUCUAGCGCUGUUUUUUUUUUUCUUGAAGAUAAGUACAACUCGCCGAGCUCUCAGUUUUAACUCAGCACAAAAUUUGGAAGACUUUGAGUACGCACCAAUAUAUCCAGCAAUAUUGCUGUCUGAAAGCAGCACGAGGACUAAGAAACACACAGACGGGGAGUCUGACAACCUCAAUGCAUACUUAUUUCAACUAGCGACAAAAAAAAAAAACAAAGAAAGAAGAAAAAAGAAAAAAAGAAAAGAAAAACGUCACAGAUGAGGUAGUCCUUUCAAAGUUCACGUUCUGACUCUCUGAUGUUGUUAAUUAACGCUACUUGUUUAACUGAGCGAGUCUUCAGAGUCUAAGCUAUGCCUCAGCGCUC
Messenger RNA from Rhipicephalus sanguineus (brown dog tick), 2510 nucleotides. RefSeq names its product solute carrier family 25 member 35. NCBI's taxonomy places the organism in Eukaryota, Metazoa, Arthropoda, Arachnida, Ixodida, Ixodidae. The transcript has 5 exons. The coding region runs from base 371 to 1333 and encodes 320 amino acids. The record is from RefSeq and is a predicted model, not a curated record.